AUGAAUCCCCCAGAGACUCCGGAUUACUACACAGAUCUCGGCAUCGGUGAAUAUGCGACACCAAAAGAAAUAAAAAAGGCGUACACCAAUCUUGUGCUAAAAGUCCAUCCGGACAAGCAGGCUCCUGGAGCUUGUGGAGACACGCAUGAGUUCCGCAAGGUGCAGGAGGCCUACCAAGUUCUGCGAGAUGUCGCAAAGUGUGCGAAGUAUGACGCCCAGUACCCGGAAAUUCAAAGCGACUGGGAUGAGUACCGCAUAUUCCUCGAACGCGAGGCCGCAAAGGCGAAGCGGAAGGCCGUAAGACAAGCAAAACAAAAGGCUGCAGAAGAAGCCGGAAGAAAGGCUGCAGAAGAAGCCGAACGAAUAGCUGCAGAAGAGGCGGAACGACGGGCUGCAGAGGAAGCCAAGAGACAAGCUGAAGAGGAAGAAUCCAAUCGUCAAUGGGAGGAAGUAAUCGCUAUGCAACAGUCUGGAGAGGAGUGGGAGUGCCAGAUGGAAGCAUUCCUCGAGGAAGAACGCAGAACCAAGAUGACCAAAGCAUUCCAAUGGGAAGCAAUUCACGACCAGAUGAGAAAGGAGGAGCUUCGAAUGGAGGAGAGAGAACGAGCAGAAGCUUUCGACGACAUCCAACAGCAAAUGGACGCGGACCGCAGAAACAUACUUCAGCCUCUGGAACAGAAGCGGCAGGAGGAGCUCCAGGAGGUGGAGCGCCGCUACAAGAAGAUGAUCGAUAAAGAGGAGAAGAAGUUGAAGAAGCGUCUGGACGAAGAGACAGCAAAAGCCGAGAAGGAGCUUGAAUCCAAAUGGGCCAUGCGCCGACAGCGCAACGAGAAGAUCAAAGCUGUCAGACAGGCAAAAGAGGAGUACGCGGCGUUGCAAGACCUGCACACACGUCAAAAGGCGUGGGAGGAGCAGCAACACAAAGCUGCAGAGGAAAGAGUCAAAGAACAGCUCAGAUCUGAGGAGAAGUAG
This is a messenger RNA of Colletotrichum chrysophilum, 972 nucleotides long. RefSeq lists its product as uncharacterized. The record is from RefSeq and is a predicted model, not a curated record. Bases 1 to 972 code for a protein of 323 amino acids. The transcript is spliced from 2 exons. NCBI's taxonomy places the organism in Eukaryota, Fungi, Ascomycota, Sordariomycetes, Glomerellales, Glomerellaceae.